Messenger RNA from Spizellomyces punctatus DAOM BR117, 702 nucleotides. RefSeq lists its product as uncharacterized. Lineage: Eukaryota; Fungi; Chytridiomycota; Chytridiomycetes; Spizellomycetales; Spizellomycetaceae. The transcript is spliced from 4 exons. Gene Ontology annotation, molecular function: guanyl-nucleotide exchange factor activity. Gene Ontology annotation, cellular component: Ragulator complex; lysosome. The record is from RefSeq and is a predicted model, not a curated record. Bases 244 to 558 code for a protein of 104 amino acids. Gene Ontology annotation, biological process: positive regulation of TOR signaling; cellular response to amino acid stimulus.
CUUUUGCCGUAAUUCUUUUAGGAACGAACAUGGAAUACUUUGGGAUGUAUUCUUCCGAUCGGGUUCCUGCCAACGAGUAGUCAUUGUCCUUUGUCGUGCGUUCAUUUCCAUUGUCGAGUGCGGAGCGGCUGUGCAUUUCAUAUCGCUGUGCCACAACGAUCGCUGCUGACGGACAGCGUUUCGUCCUCAAGUCCAUGUCCCCCAAGGACUCAAUCUACCCACGCACUUGACCCACGUCACAAUAUGUCAAAGUCUGCAGAGACUUCAUCCCAGGAACACACUGAAGUGCUAACUGCCCUGUCCCGCUCGGUGCCCGAUCAAACUGGUUUGCUCAUUCUGAACGCCGUCAACGGAACAGUGUUGGCUUCGUCGGGUGACUUGGCGGACGACCCUGCAACAGCAAAAGAUGUGUUUGGAAUGAUACAUGAUGCCAGAAAGGCAGUUGGAGCUACUGGAAAAAAUGAAGAUUUACAACGAAUAAAUGUGUCUCUAGGAUCAUGUGUGAUUGUGAUAACAGCAGACGAGCGGCAUAUAUAUGCUGUAAAGAAGAACAAUUAAAGGCCGUGCGGUUUCGCGUGGUUUUCCCAGUGGCGCUGGUUUUCGCUAGUUCAAUGUACAAAUAUUUACAGGUAUCUCUAAAAUCUUCAAUAAAAAUACGUUUGCCUACACCUCUUUGGCAACUUCACAUCCUUCUGCGGGUUG